Blastomyces gilchristii SLH14081 is the source of this 3126-nucleotide messenger RNA. RefSeq lists its product as uncharacterized. The transcript has a single exon. The coding region runs from base 384 to 2717 and encodes 777 amino acids. The record is from RefSeq and is a predicted model, not a curated record. Lineage: Eukaryota; Fungi; Ascomycota; Eurotiomycetes; Onygenales; Ajellomycetaceae.
CUUCAGUCUGCAUCCCGAUCGGCCCGGAUAAGCGCUCUUAUCCUGGCGCCGUACCUUGGAACAGGCAGACACACGUGACUGGUUCAUUGGCCUGGCAACCAGCCGCCGCUCUCCUGCUUCCACGCUUAACGCGUUAAGUGGGACACGAGAUCUUGUGACUUGGAGCUCUGGCCGUCGCUUGCUUGUCACUUGUCAGUGAAUCAAUAGUUUCACUGUUCCGCUCAGCCACCACCAAGGCCACAGCUCCCCUGAAGAGCAGGCUUCAACACACCAGCACAAGCAAGCAAAACUAUAAAGCUAUCUAGGUAACUCCAAAUGCCGUCCUCGACGUCCUGUCGUUGUGUCUCUCUCCUCUCCCGUGGCUCGUCCCCUUCCUGGAGGCCAUGGUUUUCAAGCGCCAUACCACUCCCCUGCACUUCGAAACCCUGCCUGCGCUACCCUCAGAGCUGCUGAGUGAGUUUUCUGAUAGCGAUGAUGGGUUGGAUGAUGCUGCUCGAGCUGCAAAACGAAGGAAAAUUGAAAGGCUUGGCCAGGACUACCUGGAGGGAAAGCCUUUGUUUAUCUUAUCCGCUGGUUUAAAAGGCCCCUUGGAUAACGGAUGGAUGAACCCUUGGAAGAGGAAUAGGGGAAAGGACAAGAAACCACAACGAGGAGCAUCGUUAUGGAAGCAAGGUAGGCAAAAGGACUUCAGAAAUGGCAUAUCGAAUUCUGGAAUGGUCUCAUCCGAGGCUACGUCAAAACCCCUCGAACGCCGCAUGAAGCCUUCUCCCCAAGUUCUUCGUCAGGGGAGCGGCUUUGAAUCUUCUCUCGACCUAGAGCCUGUGCAAGCACAGCGAUCCGAUCAGCGGCAAAGGAAGUCGGGUAGUAGGGGCAGAGGACAACUCGAAACGGAUAUCUUUAGCGCACGAAAAACCCCUUCAAAUAGUAUAUUCUCAAAACCACGAGCAGUAUCCGCCCGAGUUAAUUCAACAACAGCCGAACAAGCUCCUCGGUCUGUAUCCGCGUCCACAUCACAUCGUUUUUCAGUUGACAGCAAUAAUAGUUGGUUGAAGACGGACGAGAAGAGACUACACCCACAAGCUUAUGAACGUCCAACCGGCUCCAGUCCAACCCCUGGCUAUCGCUUGCGCUCUCCUGCGAAACUUCAGCAGGAUGGAGGAUUGCAACACAAUAGCAAAAGGCCGAGGGUGGAUGAUUUUAUUGGUGAUAACAACAAGAACUACACACCUCCUCGCAUUUCGUUUACGCCUAUCAACGGACAUGGAGCGUUGGCCCCCUCGUCACAUAAAACUAUUAGAGAACCUCGCCGUGAAGACCCUCACCAAUCUAGGAAGAGCUCAAAGUCGCCGGGUGGCCGCUCGCGCUUCUCGAAACCCGGGAAACCAGCUUCUGCGUUCACAGGAAUUCCCAACCGUAAUGAAAAGGAAGUGGUUCAUGUGAAGAGGAGCUAUAAGUCAUCUACGAUUAUGCAACCCUCAGGAUCCCUUCAAGUUGUACCUUCUACUACAGACCAUUUCCUAGAGUCCGAAUAUCCGCACCCUGGCAAACCGGCAUCUAGCGUGGAUACAAUUUCAAACUCCAAUGGCAAUGUCGAACAUUCCAAACGUCAUCGAUCUCAGGUAUCUCGAGAUAAAGCUCAACCGGAAAGCAAAGAUGAGAAUCCAAACAACAAUAAUAAUAGCUCCCACACUUUGCCGCUAGAUCCAACCCCUAAUGGAACGCAUGGCUUGCAAGACAACCUGCAAACUCUGAGCAACAUGACAGCGUCAGAAGGCCUACCCUCCGCUCAAAUAGUCCCAGACUAUUUCAAGUUCCCAAUCCCGACUAUGUCUCUCCAUUCCACGUAUUUUUCGGCAGGCUACCCUAGUAGUGCUAGACGUAGUCAGAACGGCGGAUAUGAGGAGCAGGUAUCGACUCUGGCAAUACAGGUUACGAAAAAGGCACAAACUAAUAACUCCUCGAAGGUAGUUGUAACUGGCGAACCAGCCAAGCCCUCACAUCUAUCCGACACCAGCAUUUCGAGUCGGCAGGCGAACAACCACAGCCAAGAUGCCAUCACGCCAUUCGAUUUUAGCAUGGUUAAAAGGAUAAAGCCCGGGAGAAGAUCUGAAGCAGAAGCGGAAGCAAUAGUUCCGCCUGGUAAAGGAAAGGACGAACAAAAGGAAGGACGAAUCCGAGCUAGAAAUUCAGACAUCCAGAAUGAUUCUUCAUUAUUCUCCUCGCGCCCUCGAAACCAGGCACCAUCAUUCUCACUCUCGCAAAAAUCUACAUCUAGUCGACGUCAUCGCGAAAAUAGCUUCGCCAACGGGUCUACCUCUACCAAUGCUCACAAAUGUACCGCUUUACCUCCACCCUCCCUUCCAAACCGCCCUUCCAACACAUCCAGCACCAACAUCCCGGUCGCGCCACCUGGCGAAGCACAGAGCCAUGACGCGGAUUCCACGAUCCUCCCCUUCAACCUAACCGCUUCCACAAACGACACACGGCAGUACCAAGAGGGCCAGGGCCACGCACCGGGCUGGGAUAAUUUCGACCUCAGCCAGGCGAUUGCGGACGCAGGAACGUUUUUGGGGAGCUGGGAUUUUGAGAAGGUGGAUCUUGAGAGGAUUAACCACAGUAAUAGCGUGAAACGCCUUAACAGCAUCACCAACAUGGGGAAUAGGAAUAGCCGUAACACCAAUGAAAAUAGCCAUGGCGCCGGUGCUAGGAAUGGCUAGGAGUGGGAUACCGCUGCGGUCUCCUUCGCUAGGCCCAAAAUCGCAGUCGAUGCUGAGGUCGAAUAUGCCUCGACUGUGACAAGGGUGGGAAUUUCCCCGUUUCCUUUACUCUUUUGCUUAACAUUUAGUCGUUGGAGGAGCUCUAUAUCUAUUUCCAAGUUUUCUGUUGAGUUGAGUUUGUUUUAUUGGCGAUAGAGCGUUGAGCACACGUGCUGUAUAGAGUCUACAUAUUAACGCAUAAGAUUGCAUAGCGUAGCAUAUACCAAUUAAUAAGUCAAUAUUGAAGAGUUCCAGGGAAGAAAGAUUUGGGGAGCGUUGGUCUCCUUGCACGGAUUUAUCAGAUCUUUUUUUUACUUUUUUCAUCCUUAGUUACAUAUAUUUAAACAAUUGCUUCUUCAACAUCAUCCCA